Penicillium canariense is the source of this 1071-nucleotide messenger RNA. RefSeq lists its product as uncharacterized. The transcript has a single exon. Bases 1 to 1071 code for a protein of 356 amino acids. The record is from RefSeq and is a predicted model, not a curated record. Lineage: Eukaryota; Fungi; Ascomycota; Eurotiomycetes; Eurotiales; Aspergillaceae.
AUGGCUAGUACAAACGGAACCCAUCUUGAAGAGGGCGGGAGCUCACCGCAUCGUAUACUUCUAGUCAGCGUCCCUCGCACUGCCUCCAACCUCCUCCUGAAAGUGAUGAACAUCCAUAACCAGCCCAAAGUUUUCACCAACGAGAGGGCUGGAUACAGUUUUGACGAUGCAUUUGUCAGUGUCACGAAUGGCGAGCGCCUGGUGAGGCCUAUCUGUCAAUGGAUGGAACCCGAAAAGCGAGAAGUGCAAUCUGCACUUCAGACUUGCCUUGAUAAACUGGAAGAGGGCUCCGCGCUGGCGCGCAAAGCGGGCAAAAUCUACUUCAACAAGGAGCAUGGCUAUGAAUUCGCAAACCCUGCUUCUGUUGAUAAGAUACUUCAUGGCAACCCGAACGUCAAGUACUUAGAUACCUUUCGGCUACGAGCACCCCUGGCCUAUGGUACUACUCAGACAUUUGGUCCGCUUAACGAGACGGUUCUACCAGAUGAGUACCUACGUACAUGGAGGAUAUCAUUCAUUAUUCGACAUCCAGCGCUAGCAUGGCCGUCGGGUUACCGUUCGAUAUCGAAGAUGGCCGCAGCCGGGACUGGUUAUCUGGCUAGCAAAGAGUUGCAGUUGAUCACCAAAACUUUCCACUGGACGCGCAUAUUAUAUGACUGGUGCCUGGAGCAGCCGGGUGUAUCAAAAGCUCCCCCAGUGCUAGAUGCCCACGAUCUGAUCCAUAGCCCACAAGUCGUGCGACUAUUCUGCGAGCAGAUAGGCCUAGAUACAAGUGUCCUUCAAUAUGAAUGGGGCCAGAAAGAUCCAGAAUCAAAGUCUGAAUCUCAGACAUCUGUUGGCCUAGAUUCUGAGGAUGAUCGAGAAGUUAAGCGCUUUGCGAUUGCCUUGUCGACUCUGAAGGCCUCGAACGGAAUUCUCAAGAGCAAAGCACCCGAAAGUAUCAAUGUCGCUACCGAGGUAGAGAAGUGGAAGACCGAGUUUGGGUUUGAAGUUGCUGCGAUGAUUGAAAAGUCCGUUUGGGAAUCUAUGUCGGAUUAUGAGUACUUAAAGGCACGUCGCGUAACGGUCUGA